AUGUUUCCAGAAGCCACUGUCAGAGUUCUCCCCCGCAGCUACUCAGAUCACUCACACCUUGUCAUCUACACCCAAGAGUUAAAAGAGUGGAACAAAGAAGUUUUUGGGAAUAUUUUCAAAAGGAAAAUACACCUCCUUACAAGGAUUGAGGGCAUCCAAAAAGCUUUAGCUACUUAUUUUUCCCAUAAUCUUCAUGCUCUUGAAAGAGAUCUUAUCAAACAAUAUAACUCUACUUUGUUCCAAGAAGAAAUCUUGUGGUUUCAGAAAUCUAGGGCUAAACAUAUUAUGCUUGGUGAUAGAAAUACCAAGUAUUUUCAUAUCUCCACUAUUUCUAAGAGAAGGAAAACCAAAAUCAAUUCCUUUAAAGAUAAUGCAGGAUCUUGGAUUACUGAGACUGAUGAAAUUAAGGCUGCUAUCCUUGACUAUUUUCAAAAUCUCUUUAAUAGUGAGGAUACCACUCAUCUGGAUCAUUGGAAUAACCCAACUCAAACUCACUUUACCCAUGAUGAUAAUAUUGGGUUUCUCAAACCCAUUUCUAAUUCUAAAAUUCUUAGAGUUGUUCUAGACAUUGGUACUUUUAAAGCACCAGGUAAGGAUGGGAUUUAG
This is a messenger RNA of Camellia sinensis, 606 nucleotides long. The record is from RefSeq and is a predicted model, not a curated record. NCBI's taxonomy places the organism in Eukaryota, Viridiplantae, Streptophyta, Magnoliopsida, Ericales, Theaceae.